Molecule: messenger RNA, 1533 nt
Organism: Tripterygium wilfordii
Lineage: Eukaryota; Viridiplantae; Streptophyta; Magnoliopsida; Celastrales; Celastraceae
Product: polyubiquitin
Exons: 2
Coding region: 156-1301 (381 amino acids)
Biological process (GO): protein ubiquitination; modification-dependent protein catabolic process
Cellular component (GO): cytoplasm; nucleus
Molecular function (GO): ubiquitin protein ligase binding; protein tag activity
Source: RefSeq, a predicted model, not a curated record
UUACACGUGGCGUUUAUAUAUUGGUCCUUUACGGGGGUACGUUAGUCAUUCACUUGUCCAUUCUCUCCUAUAAAAUGAAGAGCUAGAGCCCUAAUUUGUUCACGCAAGACGAUCUGCAGAAUUCAAUUGAAGCUCUUCGAAAUCUCUCGCUCAAGAUGCAGAUCUUUGUGAAAACUCUCACUGGAAAGACCAUCACCCUGGAGGUGGAAAGUUCUGACACCAUCGACAAUGUUAAGGCAAAAAUCCAAGACAAGGAGGGGAUCCCACCUGAUCAGCAGAGGCUUAUCUUUGCCGGUAAGCAACUUGAGGAUGGCCGCACUCUCGCAGACUACAACAUACAGAAGGAAUCGACCCUCCACUUGGUUCUUAGAUUGAGGGGUGGAAUGCAAAUCUUUGUUAAGACCCUUACUGGAAAGACAAUCACCUUGGAGGUGGAGAGUUCCGACACCAUUGACAAUGUCAAGGCCAAAAUCCAGGACAAGGAGGGCAUUCCCCCAGACCAGCAGAGGCUGAUCUUUGCUGGCAAGCAGCUUGAAGACGGUAGGACCUUGGCUGACUACAACAUACAGAAAGAGUCUACCCUCCACUUGGUGCUUCGUCUUCGUGGUGGGAUGCAGAUAUUUGUGAAGACGCUCACAGGGAAGACCAUCACAUUGGAGGUCGAAAGUUCUGAUACCAUCGAUAAUGUGAAGGCCAAGAUCCAAGAUAAGGAAGGCAUUCCACCGGAUCAACAGAGGCUUAUCUUUGCUGGAAAGCAGCUAGAGGAUGGCCGCACGCUUGCUGAUUACAACAUCCAGAAGGAGUCCACCCUUCACUUGGUGCUCCGCCUACGUGGUGGCAUGCAAAUUUUCGUGAAAACACUCACAGGGAAGACCAUUACCUUGGAGGUUGAGAGCUCAGACACUAUUGACAAUGUGAAGGCCAAGAUCCAAGAUAAGGAGGGGAUCCCACCCGACCAGCAGAGGUUGAUUUUUGCUGGGAAGCAGUUGGAGGAUGGUCGUACUCUUGCCGACUAUAACAUUCAGAAAGAGUCAACUCUUCACUUGGUGCUGCGUCUUCGUGGUGGAAUGCAAAUUUUUGUGAAGACACUUACUGGGAAAACCAUCACUCUUGAGGUUGAGAGCUCUGAUACAAUUGACAAUGUGAAGGCCAAGAUCCAGGACAAGGAAGGGAUUCCCCCAGACCAGCAGAGGCUGAUAUUUGCUGGGAAGCAGCUGGAGGAUGGGCGCACUCUUGCAGAUUACAACAUCCAGAAGGAAUCUACCCUGCAUCUUGUCCUUCGUCUCCGUGGUGGUUUUUAAGAUGAUGGGAUUAGGUAUUUGGCCUGGUGCUUUACGGUGUGUCUUGCGUCGCCAUUGCUUGUUUAAUGGCUUUUAAUAAGUUGUUGCCUUGAACUUUUUCAAUGGGUCUUUGGUUUAAGAUUCCGACGCUUUUAUUUGGUCUGGUUGUUGGUACUUUUUACGUUGAAAUGGCUGUUUUAAGGUCAUUCUACUACUUAGUGGUCAUAAUAAAGUCUGUUUUCCCUAUAUAUAU